AUGUUUGCUGGCGUCGGGUUCAUCAUCAGCAGUUUCGACCGCGACACAAAGUUUUUAACCGACAAUGGUGGAAUCAUUUUCCCCUCGUGGUUAGACGCCUUUCGCUUUGAUGGCGUGAUCGAAAAGGUCAAAGGUGGCCCGACGCGGGCAAAACGAUGGACUCGCGGGAUGUCGACGGGCCGUGGUCGUAACAAGAUGUCCCCAUCUGCACCCGUGACGUGGAUUGGUGGCGAUUUUGACGUGACGGUACGGACGAUGUUUGUCAUCGCUGGGAAGUGCGCUAUGACGCCAAAGUACCUUAUGGCACUUGCGUUGGGUAUACCUAUCGUUUCACCCAAAUGGCUUGAUGAAUGCAAGGAAACGAGCUCUCGUGUCAACUGGCUUCCUUAUCUCCUCCCGGCUCACCCACAAAACAGUCCGCUCAGCAUCGUGUCGAGCUUGCCUUACCAAACACCAGAUCCACUCUGGGGGUCACCUAUGUAUGAUGCCAGUAUCCUUCAGAACCUUCUCGCGCAUGGACCUUUGCAUCAUCGGCGUAUUCUGGCGGACAAGCCGAGCGUUUUAUUCGUCGCUGCGGACUGUAUUACCAAGAUCGAGGCGGAUUUGGACGCCAUCAAGAAAGAUGCGUACGAACGCCCGAAGGAUCCGUCCUGCGAAUUUCCCUUUGUCUAUUGUUGUCUGGCCAUGGGCGCUCAGCAAAUCGAGGCAGUGGAAAAGUAUGAUCACGCAACUGAUCCGACGCUACUCAAGUAUAAUGUCGUUGUCCUGGCUGACGAGCUUCAUGGGCCCAAAGCAAAGGAGAAUAUCCUGCUGGCCAGCCUGCCGAAGACGCUCGUCGAAGCGGCGAAGAGCGGUGUUCAAGUUCUCAAUCAGACCGACUUUAAGAUGAGCCUUGCCUGCGGCAAGCUGCUUACCGUCUCUCGUCGUCCAAACCAUCACGUUUCGGCCACUAUCUAG
Messenger RNA from Serendipita indica DSM 11827, 957 nucleotides. The record is from the annotation of a GenBank genome assembly. Lineage: Eukaryota; Fungi; Basidiomycota; Agaricomycetes; Sebacinales; Serendipitaceae.